Effrenium voratum is the source of this 690-nucleotide messenger RNA. NCBI's taxonomy places the organism in Eukaryota, Dinophyceae, Suessiales, Symbiodiniaceae. The record is from the annotation of a GenBank genome assembly.
AUGGAGUCGGAAAUGGUUACCAUCAUCGGCUUCGGCUCGCUGCUCAGCAAGAAAAGCGCGCUCAUGACGACGCCCAGCAUGCAGGGCUUCCAGUACGUCAGGGUCAAAGGCUACCAGCGGCAAUUCGCUCACCCUGCUCCAAUCUUUUUCGAGCGUGGCGCAUACCCGGGCAUCGCGAAGCCUGACACCAAGGAGAUUGCAUCUUUGUCAACACGGCCGAGCUGUGAAAGCUCUUUUGUGGCAUGCGCGUACCAGAUUCCCAAGUCAGAGUGGGAGCCACUUGCUGAGCGCGAGGAGGAAUUUGAGUUCAUUGAAGCUGCCUUUGAGCCUUUGGAGAAGGACGCCCCUAGCCUGGGAAAGAACGUAGGCCUGAUGUGCACACGGUCCAAUGAUGACAAACUGAAGACUUUGCCCAUAUGGCAGAGGUAUGAGAGGUGCUUAAGUCCAUAUGGAGAGGUGAAGGUCUGGAGUUGGGAGCCGGACUCUGGAAUACGGCCUUGCCCUGUGUAUUGUCGGCACUGUGUCUUGGCGACGCAGAAAGAAGGAGUGCCUGAGUAUGUCUCCAAGAGUUUCCUUGAUGAGACCUUCCUGGUGGAUGGGAAAACCACUCUUCGAGAAUAUUUGGAGCACAACCCGCACGUGAUGCUCAGUGAGCCCCCAGAAGAGUUCCGAGAAAGAUAUUGUGGCUAG